AGAGCAGAGAUCCCUCUGUUGAUUGGGCAGACCGAUCAGCCAAUCAGCAUGCGGGAAAAUGGAGUCUGCAAGAGUUGUGCUGCUGGGGGCUCUGUCCGAGGAGGCUUAAUGUUGGCGCGUUGCUGGGCUGGGUUAGGGAGUCCUGCCGAGCCAGCCUGGCCGUCUGCGUGCCGGGAGCUGAGACUCUAUGGAGGCGACGGCACCCUGUGCACAGUCUGCUAAAGCCAUCAAGCCUAUAGACCAUAAAUCAGUUCACCAGAUCUGUUCAGGACAGGUUGUACUGAAUCUAGGCACUGCGGUGAAGGAGUUGGUGGAAAACAGUGUAGAUGCUGGAGCUACUAAUAUUGACCUAAAGCUUAAAGAGUAUGGAGCAGAUCUUAUCGAAGUUUCAGAUAAUGGUUGUGGAGUAGAAGAAGAAAACUUUGAGGGCUUGACUCUGAAAUAUUAUACUUCCAAGAUACAAGAUUUCUCUGAUCUAAUGCAUGUUGGAACAUUUGGAUUUCGAGGUGAAGCUCUGAGUUCACUGUGUGCGUUAAGGUAAAAAUAUUGUGCUUCAUUAGUUGACGUAAAGAUUCCACAUGAAUGCAAAAAUAUGACUUCAGUGAUUAAUGAAACAAGGCUUUGGAAACUUG
Messenger RNA from Chrysemys picta bellii (western painted turtle), 632 nucleotides. NCBI's taxonomy places the organism in Eukaryota, Metazoa, Chordata, Testudines, Emydidae. The record is from RefSeq and is a predicted model, not a curated record.